This is a messenger RNA of Lottia gigantea (owl limpet), 1014 nucleotides long. RefSeq lists its product as hypothetical. Gene Ontology annotation, cellular component: membrane. Lineage: Eukaryota; Metazoa; Mollusca; Gastropoda; Lottiidae. Gene Ontology annotation, biological process: G protein-coupled receptor signaling pathway. The record is from RefSeq and is a predicted model, not a curated record. Bases 1 to 1014 code for a protein of 337 amino acids. Gene Ontology annotation, molecular function: G protein-coupled receptor activity. The transcript has 3 exons.
AUGAGUAACAUAUCGUCAUCAAGUGUGGUAUAUUGGGCUCUGAAUAACUAUGGUGUAACUAUAUUUGAUAUCAUUGUAAAUAUUAUAGUUUUAACUAUAGCAUCAUGGAUUAUAACAUUAAAUGUUAUAGUAUUAAAAGUUUUAUAUGAUAAAGAAAAUAAAGAUCCAUCGGAAUAUUUUAUCAUUAAUUUGGCCAGUGCAGAUUUAUUAACUGGGCUGUACCUAAUACAUAAUACGGUGUACAACUUCUCCAAUUUUCAGAAUCUGACUGAAUGUUUGUUACGUUUUGGAUUUGGAAUGAGUGUUACGAUAUCUUCUGUAUUCCAGUUAGUAGCCUUAUCAAUGGAUAGGUAUUUCAAAAUCAUGAAACCGUUCCGGUAUGGAAGUAUCUGUAAUAGAGGAGUCACAAUUACAGUUACCAUAAUAAGUUGGAGUCUGGCCGUAAUAAUUGGACUACUACCAGUUUGUGGCUGGCAGCAACCUUUGGACAAUCAUAAUUUCUGUGGUCUAAUGAAGAUCAUAACGAUCGGAUACUUUGAUCUUUUAGUGGUAGUCUUUUUGGUGCCUUUUUUUCUCCUGCUCGUUACUUAUAUAAGGAUUUUUAAAGAAGCUCGACGCCAUGCUACAUCAAUAAGUUGCUCGUAUCCGGGCAGCGAAUCCAAAACAACGAGACAUUCCCUGAAAUUCACAAAAACUGUUUUCAUUGUAGUGGGUACUUAUUUCAUCUGCUGGGUACCAAUGGGUACAGUUGUGGUACUUCAUGUGAGAGGUCAAUUAAACCAUUUGUCAUAUAUUGAAAAGGGAAAUUUACUCGUCUAUGCUAGCGCCUUGGCCUUUAUCAAUAGUCUAUUAAAUCCCAUUAUCUAUGCUUUUAAAAUGCCUCUAAUCAAAAGACGGUUUAGACAGGUAUUUUGUCGUAAAAGGGUACAUACUGAAGAUGUAACAAUGUACGCUGAAUGUGAUGGCAAUGUUAUAUCGGGAAAGAAUAGAGUUUCUAGUGUGACAGAGUACUAG